This is a messenger RNA of Procambarus clarkii (red swamp crayfish), 576 nucleotides long. NCBI's taxonomy places the organism in Eukaryota, Metazoa, Arthropoda, Malacostraca, Decapoda, Cambaridae. The record is from RefSeq and is a predicted model, not a curated record.
AUGUCUCCGGUCUCCGGCUUUGAUUGGCAAUCUGCAGCCUCGGCCAGCAGUCUGCAGCCUCGGCCAGCUGUCCGCAGCAUCGGCCAGCUGUCCGCAGCAUCGGCCAGCUGUCCGCAGCCUCGGCCAGCACUUCGCAGCCUCGGCCAGCUGUCCGCAGCCUUGGCCAGCAGUCCGCAGCCUCGGCCAGCACUUCCAGCCUCGGCCAGCACUCCGCAGUCUAGGCCAACACUCCGCAGCCUCGGCCAACACUCCGCAGCCUCGGCCAGCACUUCGCAGCCUCGGCCAGCACUCCUCAGCCUCGGCCAGCACUCCUCAGCCUCGGCCAGCUAUCCGCAACCUCGGCCAGCAGUCCGCAGCCUCGGCCAACACUUCGCAGCCUCGGCUAGCACUACACAGCCUCGGCCAGCUGUCCGCAGCAUCGGCCAGCUGUCCGCAGCCUCGGCCAGCAGUCCGCAGCCUCGGCCAGCACUACACAGCCUCGGCCAGAAGUCCGCAGCCUCGGCCAGCACUACACAACCUCGGCCAGCAAUCCGCCGCCUCGGCCAGCCACACACAAGUCAAGCAUGCUCCAGUUAA